Molecule: messenger RNA, 4411 nt
Organism: Solea senegalensis (Senegalese sole)
Lineage: Eukaryota; Metazoa; Chordata; Actinopteri; Pleuronectiformes; Soleidae
Gene: adgrf3b
Product: adhesion G protein-coupled receptor F3b
Exons: 4
Coding region: 240-2510 (756 amino acids)
Biological process (GO): cell surface receptor signaling pathway; G protein-coupled receptor signaling pathway
Cellular component (GO): membrane
Molecular function (GO): G protein-coupled receptor activity
Source: RefSeq, a predicted model, not a curated record
GAUAACGAUGACAAAACUGUGACUUUUUUUUGUGCACUACAAUGUUCUUGAUGUAUUGAUAAGCUGUUAAAUGACAAUGAUUUUGCAGAAUACUCCUGAGCUUGAACUGAGUCAUACUUUAUAAGUCACAUUCUCUUUUUUUUAAUACAUUUACAAAAUACAAUUACAAAGAAUCCCAACCUUGCUUGUAAUGGGGUUUUGUAGUUCCAAGACAAGUGAUCCAAAACAUAAUCAAGAAAAUGUCAUACCCAGUACUUUACAGAAGUAGCAUGUUAUUUACAUACAUUUUUCCUGCAGGCACAUAUGAGUGCGCUUUCGUGAUUGGACCAGUCAUGUACACAGCCAAGGCACAAAUGAAUGUUGCACUCUUGCCUGAUGAGAUCACAAUGAAGAUAAAUCCUUUGAUAGUCAACUGUGCCGAAAGCUCUAAUGUUAGCAUCAAGGCAACCAUCGCAGACACCACAGAGACUUAUGAUGUUAAUUGGCACUACUCAGUUUCAAAGCUGACUGACCUAAAGAACACAAGUAAGACAAGCCUACAGUACUUCUCAAAUAUGUCUGUCCCCUGUCCUUCUGCUGCACUAGAUCAUACUGAUGAUAUUAACACAAACUUAAAGUCACAACAUGGUAGUAGUAUGACCACAAAUCUAACCCUGACACUCGUUUUUAUUGCAGCUUCUUCUGGGAACAUUGACUAUUCUGCCAUGGCUCACAUCAAGUGCGAUCAACCAACUGAAGAACAAUAUGUCAGGAUCACCUUCAAAAACAAUGUGAAUCAAGAAAAAAGUGAACAAUACACUAUCCCCAUCAUUUAUGAGAAUACAAAGGUUUGCAGCGACGACAACUCAGAUGGAAUUUGGCCAAAAACCCCAGAUGGAACUACGGUGACUAUUCAUACUUGUGAAAAUAAUACAGUCGGCCAUAAGACUCGCACUUGUAAGGGCAGGGAAUGGCUGCCAGUUUUCAACUCCUGUGUGGACAAAAAGUUGUCCGAGGUUGUCUCAGAAGCAGAGUACUUCGAAAAAGGAAUGGGGGCUUCACAGGAUUUGGCCAAAAAUGUGUUUGAAGGGCUAAAAAACUUCUCUACUUCUGAAACCACUGAAUCUACAGCUAAUGUUAUUGGUGUCAUCAAAGUUCUAGAUGUGAUGGCCACUGCUUCAAAAACCUUUGCAAUGACAGAGGAAAUCCUGCCUAACUUUGUUGAAUCAGCAAGCAACAUACUGGACAAAAAUUGGCAAGGUGUCAAUGAUUCUUAUAUUCAUACUAUGUCAUCACAAUAUCUCAAGUCUGUGGAGGGUCUGGUGAAGUAUAUCAAAGUGAAAAACACCAACAAUGUCGCCACACCGAACAUCAAUUUUGAAGUGUGCUCGGGUAGUGACUGUAAUCUGAAGGUGUUUGGCAUCAACGUGACCCUGCACAAUGGCACCAAAGUCGUGAAAACUGUUGGCUUGAAAAAUCUAAUUCACAAAUUACCAAAUAACUACCAGAAUUCAGAACAACUCAGUGACAAAAUAAUCGUAGUCACACAAGAAGAAGAGAGUACAUCGCCUUUCAAAAUUACAUUGGAUUUCCCCAACAAGCCGCCAGGACACAGGAAACCAUUGUGCGUCUACUGGGACACUGAAAAAGAGGAUUGGUCAGAGGAAGGAUGCACUGUUAAAUCAAGUAUUAAUGGCAGCACACUCUGCGAAUGCAACCACCUCACUGCAUUCUCCAUCCUCAUGGGCAAAGGUAAUACACCUGACCCCACCCUAGACAUCAUUACCUACACGGGCCUUGCUGUUUCCAUCUGCUCCUUGAUCAUCUUCCUCAUCAUAGAGUAUCUCGUGUGGUCUGCUCUGAUCAAGAGUAAUCUUUCACAUUUCCGCCACACGGCCAUGGUGAACAUUGCCUCGUUCCGUUUGCUUGCUGACUGCAGUUUUUUGGCCUCCAUCUAUCCUGAAAUUCUCACAGAUGAAUGGUGCCUUAUUUUGACCAUAUGCAAGCACGUGUUUUACUUGGCCAUGUUCAGCUGGAUGCUGUGCUUGAGUGUGAUGCUUGUCCACCAGAUCAUCUUUGUCUUCAGUCCACUAAGGAAAAGAGUCUUCAUGUUCUUCUCCAGCAUUGUAGGCUAUGUUUGCCCAAUUCUCAUCGUGGGAACCAGCUAUUUGUUUUGCAAAUACACCAAAACAAAAUACUAUGAACCAGAUAAAUGCUGGCUAGUAUAUGACGGGCCUUUGCAGGGAUCCAUGUAUGCUUUCCUCCUGCCUGUUGGAACUAUUACUCUUACAAAUCUGUUUUCCAUGGUGGUUGUCAUUCUCACUCUGAUGAAGACUGCGGUGCCGGGUGGCAGCCAGAAACAGGACAAGGAGACAGCAAAAAGCAUCUUCAAAGUGGUGCUCUAUCUAACACCUGUUUUUGGAAUAACAUGGGCUUUCGGCUUCCUUCUGCGAGUAUUAAACGAGGACCAUCCUGCGUAUCUGUUUGCGAAUUACACUUUCACCAUCCUCAAUACCUUCCAGGUAAAUUGAAACCACACACCACAACUCAAUGUUGACAUUAGCGAUGCAUCAAGCCAACUUGUCUGUCCUAUUUGUAAACUGAGCUGCAGUUAUACCUCAUACAGUAUAUCAAAUUAAUUUCUGCUUGUCAACAACUCAAGAGGCACCAAGUCCUCAAAUGCCUUUAACAUCGUGACUUGGUCGUAUUCAACACUUUUGCAACAAACAUAUCAAGACUUUUUGGACUCCCUGAUGAAGGUUUCAUGCAAAAACACGUCAGUGUUUGUUCUAAAAGGGUUGACUACGACCAUGCCAUGCCUUUCCAUGACUGAGAAGAUUGAUGAGUUUGAAAGACGUGACCGUUAAAGCAGAACUAUGCAGGAUUUUGAGCCGAAUUUAACAGCUUCGGAGUCAUGUGAUAUGUAUAAUAUAAAUACUCUACUCUCUGUUAGUGGAAAACCAGCCUUGCAAGUUCAGGGCCUCAGAAUCAGGGGGUCUCGCAAAGUCUCGGGCCUCACGGGAAACUCAAAUCGCUUCACGGCACUGUACACACACACACACACACACACACACACAAGCCAGGUACCAGCUACAUGAUCAAGACAGUGAAAGAGUUUUUUCGACGUGGCAGAGCCAGUGAAAAACACUCAGAUUAUUUAUUCAGACACAAAAUGUUCACUUUGGAUACACGCAGAUUGAAUAUCAUUGUACAUAGUUCAACAGCUAAAUGAAAUUUGUGUUGAAAAAUGAAAAGUGUUGCAUAUAAACACAGUUUGGAGCUAAUGACACUUUUUCCCUGUAGGGCCUGUUCAUUUUGAUAACUGGAUGUUUCACGGAGACAAAGGUGGGCUUCUCAUGUCAUUAUGUUCACAUAUUAAUUAUGUUACACUAAUUAACUACCUUUUGUAUUGUUAUCAACAGGUUAGAGAGGAACUGAUUACUCUCAUAACGGUAGGUUUGCCAAGAAGAGAAAUGACAUCAUCGCAUAAUGGACAUGCUCAUCAUCAUGGUUUUGUUUCUACCCUCAGCGCAAAAAAAAGGUUCACAGCCAGAAUCUGACUUCACACUCGUGCACAAAAACCAAAUGAAGGCAAGAGGUCAGUAUGAUAUGAAUAGCAUCAUCGUCAUUGGUGACAUACUGUACUGCGUGUCGAUCCUGAAACACUUGAACCUUUGCUGUAGAAGAGUUUAGGUGGAGGAGAGUUUGAACUGAACUGAAUUUAAAAUUUUGGAUUCAUGUAUCCUUUACACUGGCAUGGCUAUUAAGUGUAAGGUUUUUCAAUAUCUUCUCUGCAUUUCAGAUGGUGUCGACAUAGAGGACAAUCCACAUGUGCACAAAUGUAGCUCCACCUGUAGCCUACAAGAAAACAUGUCUGAGAGUUUGGUGUGUAUUAGAAUAUAGUUCCUAGACCCUAACAAAUAAGUAGAUAGUUGUCUAAUGAACAUUUAAUUGAUGAAUAAAACUCAGUAAAUAGAGCAGUGAUGUUUUUGUAUGUUUUACACACUAAUUGCAAGUGCUUAGUGGAUAGAAAUAUAACAAUAAUAGGCGUAGUCAAUUGUAUUUACAAGGAAAGACUAUAAAUGUACAAUAUUUGACUUGAACUAUAAUCUGAAUGAUUUGUUUGUAGAUCAACGACAUGUAUGUCCAGACAUAAGAAUAAAGGCAAGGACUGUAGAAGUGUUUUAUUCUUCACAUGUGUGUAUGAUUUAAAUAUCUCAGUCCAAACUUACAUUUCUCAUGAUAAGAAUUAUUUAAGAAAACCACAUAUGAUUGAUUUUGUAUUACAAAUAAAUGUGGGACAUAAAAGUGUCAUGGCUCGUGUUUUGAUUCUCUAUUAUUUGCUGAAUGGAUUGGUUUUUAAAAGCGACCCUUCAAUUAUUUACAUUUUUAGGAGGAGUGUGGGUCUAGAUUUGGAAAAUCACAAUGAAAA